Molecule: messenger RNA, 2273 nt
Organism: Labeo rohita (rohu)
Lineage: Eukaryota; Metazoa; Chordata; Actinopteri; Cypriniformes; Cyprinidae
Gene: kcnv2b
Product: potassium channel, subfamily V, member 2b
Exons: 2
Coding region: 117-1691 (524 amino acids)
Biological process (GO): potassium ion transmembrane transport; protein homooligomerization
Cellular component (GO): membrane; voltage-gated potassium channel complex
Molecular function (GO): protein binding; voltage-gated potassium channel activity
Source: RefSeq, a predicted model, not a curated record
CUGCUUGCCUCUUUAUACUUAAAUAGGGUAGAUUUAACCUCAGUAAAGCUCUAAGAUUUACAGGCGCGCGGUACGCUAGCUAUCCUCCUCGAGGAGGAUAGCUGAGGACUGCAAGGAUGUUCAACUUGAAGAGAAACAGGAGACAGAGCCUUUUUCCCAACUGCAAACUAGCAACCCCUGAGUCAACAGACGAUGCCGUUCCAUUUGCUAAACCGUGUUUGUUGAAACACUGGAACUCAUCAGGUGAACUAAAUACGGGUAUCUAUGACAUCUUCGGUGACGAUGAGGAGGUUGAGAACCAUGGGGAACCAACGUUGUGGUUCACAAGCGCAUCGCCCAGCAGGAAUUGCAUGCUCAACCUCAACGUUGGUGGAAAGUCCUACCGCAUCACCUACAAAAUGGCAGCAAGAUACCCACAGAGCAGAAUCGGCCGUCUGGCCACUUACACGGACCUAAACAUGAAGCUGAACCUCUGCGAUGACUAUGUGGUGAAGGACAACGAGUAUUUCUUCGACCGAGAUCCAGACGUCUUCAACAGCAUCUUCAACUUUUACCGAACCGGCGUGCUGUGGAUCAAAGACGAGCUUUGUCCAAGGAACUUUUUGGAGGAGAUCAAUUAUUGGGGCGUGCGGAUCAAAUACUCGCAACGGUGCUGUCGGAUCCUGCUCGAGGAGAAACACGACGAAUUGUGUGAACAGCUCAAGGUUGAGAAGGAACUGGAGGCGGAAGUGGAAAUCGAAGAAAACGAGGAGGCGUUCAAUGACAUGCUCCUCGGCGAGAUGAGACGCUCGCUUUGGAACUUCAUGGAGAAGCCGUUCUCCUCCGUACCGGCGAAGCUUAUGGCGGUCGCCUCGAGUAUGUUUGUGCUGGUGUCGCUGGUUACAAUGACUUUGACUACGGUAGAAGAAAUGGAGAACAUGGCAUCUACUAAUGAGUUUAGUGGAAAGACAUAUGGAGAGUUCGUAGAGACUUUGUGCAUAAUCUUCUUCACCGCCGAGUACCUGCUGCGUCUAGUUUCAACCCCAGAUAUCGGUUGCUUCGUUAAGAGCAUGCUGAACGCGGUUGACCUCAUGGCCAUCCUACCGCAGUUUCUCCAAUUCGUGCUUGAAAGCAUUGACACCUUCAAUCCUGGGAAACAAACCACUGAUAUGGAGACUGUCGGUCAGGUGAGCAAGGUGGGACAAGUGUUACGAAUCAUGCGACUCAUGCGUAUUUUUCGGGUGCUGAAACUGGCGCGUCACUCGACGGGGCUCAGAGCGUUUGGCUUCACGUUGAGGCAGUGCUACCAGCAGGUGGGAUGUCUCUUCCUCUUUAUCGCAAUGGGGAUCUUCACAUUCUCCGCCAUGGUUUAUACAGUCGAACAUGACGUUCCUCAUACCAAAUUCACCAGUAUUCCACAUUCUUGGUGGUGGGCAUCUGUCAGCAUCUCUACUGUAGGCUAUGGUGACAUGUAUCCAGAGACUCUUUUAGGGCGGAUAUUUGCCUUUGGCUGCAUUUCCUUUGGGAUCAUUCUGAAUGGCCUUCCAAUCUCCAUCCUCUUCAAUAAGUUCUCUGAUUACUACGCCAAACUGAAGUCUCACGAAUACACUUCCAACAUCAAGAACAGAGGAAAGGUUAACUUCAUCCUGAGAGCAAAGAAGAAACUCAAAGAGUGUGGCUGCAUUGAAACGAAUGACAAUAAUGUUUCAUAGAACUAGUGAAAUCGAUUUGUUAAGAUGUACUGAAUCUUGUCCGAACAAGAUCAUUUUCUAAAAAGCCUCUUAUAUGAAAAAAGUGCCAAAUUAAAUUUUAAAACACAAGUAAUUUUAAAUUAUUAAGUGGAAAAUAGUCUGUUAUUCCUCAUCUCCUGUUCCUGGUGCAUUAUUGAUUGUUUAGUUUUUAUGACAUAAAUACAUUUUUGACACUUAAGUUGUACUAUAGCAUUAAAGUACAUUUUAAUGUUUGGACAUCAUGUUUUAUUUCUACACUGAUGCUAACCUGCAUUCACUGUUGACGCUCUACCUGACCUGGCCUUUUGAACUUGACCUGACUGGCAACCAAAAUAGAAGAUUAAUCUAAUUUACAGAGUUCCCAUGACGCGUCCAAUUAACUGAAUUAAAACUGUAUUUAGCUUUCAAAGACCCAGCAAUUCCUUAUUUGUUCUUAGCAGUUCCAGUGUUUUUGUUCUUUGAGACCAUACAAGCCUUUGUGUUCAGUUAGGUCAAAUUUUCACAACACUUCUCGUUCCAAAGAUGUGUAAAAAUAUUUUGUCAUUCCGUGUCAACUCAACCAAA